UCCCAACGAGGCGGAGUUUCGUCUCUAACGGCCUCUCCGAUUGGUCAGACGCUCGUGCCCCUCAGUCACGUGAGCUCGAGACGAGGCUUGAAUGGGUUUUCAGGAAGCUUGAUUCGCUGUCUUGUGUAUUUUAAGUGUUUGGUUCGUUUGAUGUGUGUGUUAUGGAUGUUCGGGUGUGUGGGAUGUUCAGCGCCGCGGUUCUGAUCCGUUUAGUUCUGCUGUUCUUCGGCGUUUAUCAGGAUCAGAAUCUGCAGCUCAAAUACACUGAUGUGGAUUAUCACGUGUUCACUGACGCUUCCAGAUUCAUCACACAGGGCGAGAGUCCGUACAGCAGAUCCACGUUCCGCUACACGCCUCUGCUGGCGCUGAUCCUGACUCCCAACGUCCUGCUGACCGCUCACUUCGGGAAGCUUCUGUUCGUGGCCUGCGAUCUUCUGUCCGGGCUGCUGGUCCUGCGGCUGCUGGCUCUCCGUGGAGCGUCUCACAGCACGGCCUGUGUUUGCUGCGGCCUGUGGCUGCUGAACCCGCUGCCCAUCGGCGUGUCGACGCGCGGGAACGCAGAGUCUCUGCUGGCUGUGCUGGUUCUGUCCACGCUGUUGUGUCUGGAGUCCAGGAGACGGACAUCCGCUGCAAUCCUGUUCGGCCUGUCCGUCCACAUGAAGAUCUACCCUGUCACCUACGCGCUACCCAUUGCGCUUUCUCUGGCCGAGGCCCCGUCCCGGAAGCGAGGACUGAUCCAGAACCUCAGCCGGUGCUUCAGCAAGGAUCUGCUGCUGUUUGCUGCUGUUUCUGGAUCUGUGUUCCUGGCUCUGAACGUGACGUUCUACUGCAUUUACGGAUGGGAUUUCCUCCACGAGUCGUAUCUGUACCACGUGACGCGCAGAGACAUCCGGCACAACUUCUCUCCGUAUUUCUACCUGCUGUACCUGACGGCGGAGCGGAGCUGGAGCGGGAGUCUGGCGCUCGUCUGCUUCCUGCCACAGCUGCUCCUGCUGCUGCUCUCAUCGCUGGCCUUCCGCUCCGACCUGCCCUUCUGCUGCUUCCUUCACACCGCCAUCUUCGUCAGCUUCAACAAAGUCUGCACGUCACAGUAUUUUCUGUGGUAUCUCUGUUUGCUGCCGCUGGUUUUGCCUCGUUUGACCCUGAGCUUGAGGCGAGGCUUCGGGCUGCUGCUGCUGUGGUUUGUGGGUCAGGCGCUCUGGUUAUCGCCAGCUUAUUACCUGGAGUUCGAGGGCUGGAACAGUUUUGCUCUCCUCUGGAUGGCCGGUCUGCUGUUUCUCCUGAUAAACUCUCUCAUACUGGGACAAAUAAUCUGCCAUUACAGACCCGUAGAAGCUCAGCAGAAGAAAACAGACUGACAGACAUGUGCGAGAACAGAAGAGCUUCAGCAUGAGAAUGUUUUCACUGUACAUAAUCUGGCAACCAAAUGAUGCUAGCGCAGCGAUCACAUGUACAGAUGUAAAGGAGGGUUUCUUGCAUGUAUUUUUUAUGCAGAUGCUGUCUGUUAGAAACUCUAAUGGUGGAUGGGAUGAUUCAGACCAGUAGAUGUCGCCCAACAGCAGAUCAUGAGAGAUCCACGGCACAGUCUGAUUAUCUGACAGACACUUUAAGUGCUGGAUGUCUAAAAACUUUACAUUCAAUAGAGAGUCAGUCACUGUCAGAGAUGAGCUGGGGAGGACGUUUACUGGACUUACAUUUCAGAUUUUUAAUAGGUGUUUGCAGGUCACAUCUUACUGUGUGUGUAAGUGAAGCUCCGCCCUGCCUGAUGAUGUCAUCACCAAUAGGAAUGAGUGUUGACUGGCAGUAGGCGGGGCAUCUGAGAAAAGCAGCUCAAUUCAAACAAGAUUCGCUGCUCAACGUCACUUGAGAUGAAGGAGUCUCUGCUGUUUGUCCUGUUCGAUCAGGGUUAAACUGGAUUAAACCAUCUUCUCCUGCUGUGACCAGUCUAACUCACACUUGGUCUAGUUUGUGUCAUUAUAUUAGAACUGUGUUUUAAGCUUGAAAUAUCUUCUCUGGUGGACAUUUUUCCAAAAUACUGGGCACAACUUUAAACCAAAAAAAAUAAUAUAAAAUGUGAAUCACAA
This is a messenger RNA of Megalobrama amblycephala (Wuchang bream), 2084 nucleotides long. RefSeq names its product phosphatidylinositol glycan anchor biosynthesis, class M (gene pigm). The transcript has 5 exons. The coding region runs from base 162 to 1358 and encodes 398 amino acids. Gene Ontology annotation, molecular function: GPI mannosyltransferase activity; alpha-1,4-mannosyltransferase activity. The record is from RefSeq and is a predicted model, not a curated record. Lineage: Eukaryota; Metazoa; Chordata; Actinopteri; Cypriniformes; Xenocyprididae. Gene Ontology annotation, cellular component: membrane; glycosylphosphatidylinositol-mannosyltransferase I complex. Gene Ontology annotation, biological process: GPI anchor biosynthetic process.